Molecule: messenger RNA, 399 nt
Organism: Mycena indigotica
Lineage: Eukaryota; Fungi; Basidiomycota; Agaricomycetes; Agaricales; Mycenaceae
Exons: 3
Coding region: 1-399 (132 amino acids)
Source: RefSeq, a predicted model, not a curated record
AUGGCACCACAACCAAGCGGCAACGAGAACACACGCCUGCUCUCCUCGUCUCCCACCCCGCCGCCCGUCGACCGUUCCACGCGGCCCAUCACUGGCACAGAAACUGGCAGCAGCGCGAGCGUCUGGACGGUGCUUGAGCUGGUCCACGGUGUGGGCGAGCAGCUCCGCGGGACACUCCUCGGCGUGGUCGACGAUGUCACGCGUAGUGGUGAGCGGAAGCACCACGACAUCGCGCGGGCGGGCCAGGCGGAGAUGGCUGGCGCUGCAAGGAAGCUCGGGAUAUGGCCGUGGGGUGGAAGCGGGAGCGGGAGCGGGUCUGGUACGGUGACGUCGUAUACGGCCGGGCCCGCGGGUGGGUAUGGCACAGCGCCAACAUCGGGGCUGGAUGGAAAGCCUUGA